Molecule: messenger RNA, 1509 nt
Organism: Manihot esculenta (cassava)
Lineage: Eukaryota; Viridiplantae; Streptophyta; Magnoliopsida; Malpighiales; Euphorbiaceae
Product: SNF1-related protein kinase regulatory subunit gamma-like PV42a
Exons: 3
Coding region: 263-1423 (386 amino acids)
Source: RefSeq, a predicted model, not a curated record
AAAUAAAAGGAAAAUUUAAUAUAUAAUUUUGCAAAAUCCAGUCUAUGCUUGCCAUUGCGCCUCUGCCGCCUCAAGCUCUACCCCUUUUCGAUCGCAUGCAAUAACAACACUUGGCGAAACCCACUUCAGCCAUGCGAGGAUGCACUUCUUAGCUUAUUGACACGUAUUUGUUCAUGCAUUCAUAUAAUCCAAUCUUCCAACAUCACGCCUUAUCUUUCAUGCAUUUGCUGUCCAAGAACUGAGAAAGUGUCCGAAUAUCAGAAUGCAAGAACUUAAGUUAGGCCUCAACACCUUCUCUCCUACCGAACCCACCCAGAGCUCCGCCACCGAACAUGGAAGGCUGAGGGACAAGAAAGUGGGUGACCUAAUGGUUGGCAAGAGAAGACUAGUAGAAGUUCCUUAUACAGCUUCCUUAGCCCACACAAUGAACACACUGGUCGCCAACCAAGUAGUGGCGGUGCCGGUGGCUGCCCCACCUGGCCAAUGGAUUGGGGCAGGUGGAUCCAUGAUCAUGGAGUCUGAUAAGCAGACGGGGGUUGUACGAAAGCACUACAUAGGGAUGGUUACUAUGCUUGAUAUCUUGGCACAUAUUGCUGGUGAUGAUCAGAUGAACGGUGGUGGUGAUUCUGUAUCUGAUAUUGAAAAGAAGAUGUCUGUCCCAGUUUCUUCCAUCAUAGGGCAUUGCCUUGAAGGUCUCAGUUUGUGGACUUUAAACCCAAGCACCAGCAUCCUAGAUUGUAUGGAAGUAUUUAGCAAAGGAAUCCACCGAGCAUUAGUGCCACUCGACAGCCAGAUGGAGAACAUCUCAGGCGUGGAGCUGGUGGAAUCUGCUCCAAGCUAUCGGAUGCUUACCCAAAUGGAUGUGAUCAAGUUUUUGAAGGAAAAUUAUUCUGAUAUCCAGUUGCAAGGCAUCAUAUCUCGCAGCGUGAGGGAACUAGGUGUAGUAAACCAGAAUGUUUAUGCCAUAACUGGUAAAACCAAAGUAAUAGAUGCUAUCAAGUGCAUGAGAGCUGCCCUGUUGAAUGCUGUUCCUAUAGUCGUAGGCUCCAAUUCCCUUGAAGAAGAUUCCAAGCAGCUUAUAAACGGUAAAGGGAGGAAGCUUAUAGGGACGUUCUCUUCAACAGAUUUGAGGGGUUGCCAUUUAGCUGCGUUAAGGACGUGGUUGUCCCUGAGUGCUCUAGAAUUCACUGAGAUAGUCUCGACUUCGCCAUUAUUCAAUGCGUCGAAUGUUUCGGAAAGGGAACUUGUGGUUUGCCAUCUUGAGUCUCCUCUAGCAGAAGUGAUGGAGAAGGCUGUGACGAAACAUGUGCACAGAGUUUGGGUCGUGGACAGACAUGGUUUUAUGGUAGGACUUGUUUCUCUUACGGACAUGAUCGGAGCGAUAAGGGCUUCACUAAUGUUGGACUCCCGUGUAUCCAUGUAGUAUAAUGUAGACCCUCGCGUGCGUGUUUUUUUCUAAUCAAUAUGUAGUGUGUGUUCUGUUCAAUCCAUAAACUAUUCGAGUUGAAA